AUGAAGAUAUUUUAUACUUUCCUGAUCAUAAUCUUCACUGUGUCUUGUGGUCCAUCAGUUCCACAGAGAAAAAUAAGAGAAGAUGAGAUAAGAAAACGAGAAUGUUACCUUGUUCGUGGUGCUUGCAAGACUGAAUGCAACAGUUGGGAAUAUAUCUAUAAUUACUGUGAUAAUGAGCCCUGCUGUGUGAUACGUGAAUACCAAAAGCCAGCAAAGAGAAAGGCUACUGAAAACUCUAGAAAACUGGUAAAUUAUUCUUCUAGUGCACUGUAA
Molecule: messenger RNA, 273 nt
Organism: Castor canadensis (American beaver)
Lineage: Eukaryota; Metazoa; Chordata; Mammalia; Rodentia; Castoridae
Gene: Defb113
Product: defensin beta 113
Biological process (GO): innate immune response
Cellular component (GO): extracellular region
Source: RefSeq, a predicted model, not a curated record